AUGCCGCGCUCGCGGGGACGGGAGCUGGGGCGUUGCGGCUGCCCCGCUGGGAGGGCUGGCGGCGGCCAAGCCGGGGUGUCCGCGCUCGCUGGGAGCCGCUGGGGCCGCCCGUCGCCGCCUCUGCCGCCGCCGCUGCUGCUGCCGCUGCUGCUGCUGCUGCUGAGCUGGGGCUUGCUCGGUGUCUCGGCCGCCGCGGGCCAGAACUGCACAUUCCAACUGCAAGGUCCUAAUGGGACAGUGGAGAGUCCUGGGUUCCCAUAUGGCUACCCCAAUUAUGCCAACUGCACGUGGACCAUCACUGCAGAGGCCCAGCACAGGAUCCAGCUUGUAUUCCAGUCCUUCGCCCUAGAGGAGGACUUCGAUGUCUUAUCCGUGUUUGAUGGCCCACCUGAACCAGAGAACCUGCGAACCAGACUCACAGGCUUUCAGCUGCCAGCCACCAUCGUCAGUGCGGCCACUACGCUGUCUCUGCGUCUCAUCAGUGACUACGCAGUCAGUGCGCAGGGUUUCCAUGCCAGCUAUGAAGUUCUCCCCAGUCACACGUGUGGGAACCCGGGGCGCCUGGCCAAUGGCAUCCAGCAGGGCUCCACCUUCAAUCUGGGGGACAAGGUGCGCUACAGCUGCAAUCCCGGCUUCUUCCUGGAGGGCCACGCCGUGCUCACCUGCCAUGCCGCCUCUGAGAACAGCGCCACGUGGGACUUCCCGCUGCCCUCCUGUCGAGCGGAUGAUGCGUGUGGUGGGACCCUGCGGGGCCAGAGUGGCAUCAUCGCCAGCCCCCACUUUCCUUCGGAGUACCAGAACAAUGCUGACUGCACAUGGACCAUCCUAGCUGAGCUGGGGGACACCAUCGCCUUGGUUUUCAUUGACUUCCAGCUGGAAGAUGGCUAUGACUUUCUGGAAGUCACAGGCACUGAAGGCUCCUCCCUCUGGUUCACUGGAGCCAGCCUCCCAGCCCCCGUCAUCAGCAGCAAGAACUGGCUGCGGCUACACUUCACAUCGGAUGGCAACCAUCGGCAGCGUGGCUUCAGUGCCCAGUACCAAGUCAAGAAGCAAAUUGAGUUGAAGUCCCGAGGUGUGAAGCUGAUGCCCAGCAAAGACAAUAACCAGAAGACAUCUGUAUUAACUCAGGUUGGUGUGUCGCAAGGGCAUAAUAUGUGUCCAGACCCUGGCAUACCUGAAAGGGGAAAAAGACUAGGCUCGGAUUUCAGAUUAGGAUCCAGCGUCCAGUUCACCUGCAACGAGGGCUACGACCUGCAAGGGUCCAAGCGGAUCACCUGUAUGAAAGUGAGCGACAUGUUUGCGGCCUGGAGCGACCACAGGCCUGUGUGCCGAGCCCGCAUGUGUGAUGCCCACCUUCGAGGUCCCUCGGGCAUCAUCACCUCCCCCAAUUUCCCCAUUCAGUACGACAACAAUGCGCAUUGUGUGUGGAUCAUCACGGCACUCAACCCUGCCAAGGUGAUCAAGCUUGCCUUUGAGGAAUUUGACUUGGAGAGAGGCUAUGACACCCUGACAGUUGGGGAUGGAGGGCAGGACGGGGACCAGAAAACUGUCCUCUACAUCCUGACAGGUACGUCAGUCCCAGAUCUCAUUGUCAGCACCCACCAUCAGAUGUGGCUCCUCUUCCAGACAGACAGCAGUGGCAGCUCCCUCGGAUUCAAGGCUUCUUAUGAAGAGAUUGAGCAGGGCAGCUGCGGCGAUCCUGGAGUCCCUGCCUACGGCCGGAGGGAAGGCUCCCGGUUUCAUCACGGGGACACACUGACAUUUGAAUGCCAACCUGCCUUUGAGCUGGUGGGGCAGAAGGCAAUCACGUGCCAAAAGAAUAACCAGUGGUCGGCUAAGAAGCCAGGCUGUGUGUUUUCCUGCUUCUUCAAUUUUACCAGCCCCUCAGGGGUUGUCCUGUCCCCCAACUACCCAGAGGACUACGGCAACCAUCUGCACUGUGUCUGGCUCAUCCUGGCCCGACCUGAGAGCCGCAUACACCUGGCCUUCAACGACAUUGACGUGGAGCCUCAGUUUGACUUUCUGGUCAUCAAGGAUGGGGCCACUGCUGAGGCUCCUGUCCUGGGCACCUUCUCAGGAAACCAGCUUCCCUCAUCCAUCACAAGCAGUGGCCAUGUGGCCCGUCUUGAGUUCCAGACAGACCACUCCACAGGGAAAAGAGGCUUCAACAUCACUUUUACCACCUUCCGCCACAAUGAGUGCCCAGAUCCUGGUGUUCCAGUGAAUGGAAAGCGGUUUGGAGACAGCCUUCAGCUGGGUAGCUCCAUCUCUUUCCUCUGUGAUGAAGGCUUCCUGGGGACACAGGGCUCGGAGACCAUCACAUGUGUGCUGAAGGAGGGCAGUGUGGUCUGGAACAGUGCAGUCCUGCGCUGCGAAGCUCCCUGUGGCGGCCAUCUGACUUCACCCAGCGGCACCAUCCUCUCACCAGGCUGGCCUGGUUUCUACAAGGACGCCUUGAGCUGUGCCUGGGUGAUUGAAGCCCAGCCUGGCUACCCGAUCAAAAUCACCUUUGACAGAUUUAAAACCGAGGUUAACUAUGACACUCUGGAAGUGCGAGAUGGAAGGACUUAUUCAGCACCCUUGAUUGGGGUUUACCAUGGGACCCAGGUACCCCAGUUCCUUAUCAGCACCAGCAACUACCUCUACCUCCUCUUCUCCACCGACAAGAGCCACUCGGAUAUUGGCUUCCAGCUCCGCUAUGAGACCAUCACCCUGCAGUCGGACCACUGUCUGGACCCAGGGAUCCCCGUCAAUGGGCAGCGCCAUGGCAAUGACUUCUAUGUGGGUGCUCUGGUAACCUUCAGCUGUGACUCUGGCUACACAUUAAGUGAUGGCGAGCCUCUGGAGUGUGAGCCCAAUUUCCAGUGGAGCCGAGCCCUACCCAGCUGUGAAGCUCUCUGUGGUGGCUUCAUUCAAGGUUCAAGUGGGACCAUCUUGUCCCCAGGAUUUCCUGACUUCUACCCCAACAACUUGAACUGCACCUGGAAUAUUGAGACAUCACAUGGCAAGGGUGUGUUCUUUACCUUCCAUACCUUUCACCUGGAGAGUGGCCAUGACUACCUCCUCAUCACUGAGAAUGGCAGCUUUACACAACCCCUGCGACAGCUGACGGGCUCACGCCUGCCAGCCCCCAUCAGUGCUGGCCUCUAUGGGAACUUCACUGCCCAAGUCCGCUUCAUCUCUGACUUCUCCAUGUCCUAUGAAGGAUUCAACAUCACCUUCUCAGAAUAUGACUUGGAGCCCUGUGAGGAGCCUGAGGUCCCAGCCUACAGCAUCCGGAAGGGCUUGCAAUUUGGUGUAGGCGACACCUUGACCUUCUCCUGCUUCCCCGGGUACCGUCUGGAGGGCACCGCCCGAGUCACGUGCCUGGGGGGCAGACGGCGCCUCUGGAGCUCGCCUCUGCCAAGGUGUGUUGCGGAGUGUGGGAAUUCAGUCACGGGCACGCAGGGCACGUUGCUGUCCCCCAACUUUCCUGUGAACUACAAUAACAACCAUGAAUGCAUCUAUUCCAUCCAGACGCAGCCGGGAAAGGGGAUUCAGAUUAAAGCAAGGGCGUUUGAACUCUCUGAAGGCGAUGUCCUCAAGGUAUAUGAUGGCAACAACAACUCUGCCCGUUUGCUGGGGGUGUUCAGCCGCUCGGAGAUGAUGGGGGUGACUUUGAACAGUACAUCCAGCAGUCUCUGGCUUGACUUCAUCACGGAUGCAGAGAACACCAGCAAAGGCUUCGAGCUGCAGUUUUCUAGCUUUGAGCUCAUCAAAUGUGAGGACCCGGGAACGCCUCUAUAUGGCUACAAGGCUCAAGAUGGAGGUCACUUUGCUGGGAGCUCUGUGUCUUUUGGCUGUGAUCCUGGCUACACACUGCGGGGGAGCGAGGAGCUGCAGUGUCUGAGUGGCGAGCGCAGGACCUGGGACCGGCCUCUCCCCACUUGUGUCGCUGAGUGUGGAGGGACAGUGAAAGGAGAGGCAUCAGGGCAGGUGCUAUCCCCUGGAUAUCCAGCUCCCUACGAACACAACCUCAACUGCAUCUGGAUCAUCGAGGCUGAUGCAGGUUGCACCAUUGGGCUCCACUUCCUGGUGUUCGACACAGAGGAGGUCCAUGAUGUGCUGCGCAUCUGGGAUGGACCAGUGGAGAGCGGGGUACUGCUGAAGGAGAUUAGUGGCGGCGUCCUACCCAAGGACCUGCACAGCACCUUCAACUCGGUCGUUCUGCAGUUCAGCACUGACUUCUUCACCAGCAAGCAGGGCUUUGCCAUUCAGUUCUCAGUGUCCACAGCAACAUCCUGCAAUGAUCCAGGGAUCCCACAGAAUGGGAGCCGGAGUGGUGACAGUUGGGAAGCUGGUGACUCCACGGUGUUCCAGUGUGACCCUGGCUAUGCACUGCAGGGAAGCACAGAGAUCAGCUGUGUGAAGAUUGAGAACAGAUUCUUCUGGCAGCCCAGCCCACCGACAUGCAUUGCUCCCUGUGGGGGAGACCUGACUGGGCCAUCAGGAGUUAUCCUGUCACCCAACUACCCAGAACCCUACCCUCCAAGCAAGGAGUGCGACUGGAAAGUGACCGUGUCCCCAGACUACGUCAUCGCUUUGGUGUUUAACAUCUUUAACCUGGAGCCUGGCUAUGACUUCCUGCACAUCUAUGAUGGACGGGAUUCCCUUAGCCCUCUCAUCGGAAGCUUCUACGGCUCCCAACUCCCCAACCGCAUUGAGAGCAGCAGCAACAGCCUCUUUCUAGCCUUCCGCAGUGAUGCAUCAGUGAGCAAUGCCGGCUUUGUCAUUGACUACACCGAAAACCCACGGGAAUCGUGUUUUGAUCCUGGUUCCAUCAAGAACGGCAGUCGAGUGGGGUCUGACCUGAAACUGGGCUCCUCCAUCACCUACUACUGCCACGGGGGCUAUGAGGUGGAGGGUUCUCCCACCCUCAGCUGCAUCCUGGGCCCUGAUGGGAAGCCUGGCUGGAACAAUCCCCGGCCAGUGUGCACAGCCCCCUGUGGCGGACAGUACGUGGGUUCGGAUGGAGUGGUCUUGUCCCCCAGCUACCCUCAGAACUACACCAGUGGACAGACCUGCCUGUAUUUCGUCACUGUCCCCAAGGACUAUGUGGUGUUUGGGCAGUUUGCCUUCUUCCACACAGCGCUCAACGACGUUGUAGAGGUUCAUGACGGCCACAGCCAGCACUCCCGGCUCCUCAGCUCCCUCUCAGGAUCCCAUACAGGAGAAUCACUGCCCUUGGCCACCUCCAAUCAAGUGCUAAUUAAGUUCAGCGCCAAAGGCCCAUCACCAGCUAGAGGCUUCCAUUUUGUCUACCAAGCUGUGCCUCGAACCAGUGCCACACAGUGCAGCUCCGUGCCUGAACCCCGCUAUGGAAAGAGGCUGGGCAGUGACUUCUCCGUGGGGGCCAUCGUCCGCUUCGAAUGCAAUUCUGGCUACGCCUUGCAGGGUUCUCCCGAGAUCGAGUGCCUCCCAAUUCCUGGGGCCUUGGCACAGUGGAAUGUCUCAGCACCCACAUGUGUGGUGCCAUGUGGGGGCAACCUCACAGAGCGCAGGGGCACCAUCCUGUCCCCCGGCUUCCCGGAGCCCUACCUCAACAGCCUCAACUGUGUGUGGAAGAUCGUGGUCCCUGAAGGUGCCGGCAUCCAGAUUCAAGUCAUCAGCUUUGUCACCGAGCAGAACUGGGACUCUCUGGAGGUAUUUGAUGGUGCAGAUAACACUGUGACAAUGCUGGGGAGUUUCUCAGGGACCACCGUGCCUGCCCUUCUGAACAGCACCUCCAACCAGCUCUACCUGCAUUUCUACUCAGACAUCAGCGUGUCAGCUGCCGGCUUCCACUUGGAGUACAAAACCGUAGGCCUGAGUAGCUGUCCUGAGCCUGCUGUGCCCAGUAACGGGGUGAAGACUGGCGAACGCUACCUGGUGAAUGAUGUAGUUUCCUUCCAGUGUGAGCCAGGAUAUGCCCUCCAGGGUCACGCUCAUAUCUCCUGCAUGCCUGGGACUGUGCGGCGCUGGAACUACCCUCCUCCACUCUGCAUCGCACAAUGUGGAGGAGCAGUAGAAGAGAUGGAGGGGGUGAUCCUGAGUCCCGGCUUCCCAGGAAACUACCCCAGUAACAUGGACUGCUCCUGGAAAAUCGCCUUGCCCGUGGGCUUUGGAGCUCACAUCCAGUUCCUGAACUUCUCCACUGAGCCCAAUCAUGACUACAUAGAAAUCCGAAAUGGCCCCUAUGAGACCAGCCGUAUGAUGGGCAGAUUCAGUGGCAGUGAACUGCCCGGCUCCUUGCUCUCCACAUCCCAUGAGACCACCAUCUAUUUCCACAGUGACCACUCCCAGAACCGUCCUGGAUUCAAGAUGGAGUAUCAAGCCUAUGAACUUCAAGAAUGCCCAGAUCCAGAACCCUUUGCCAAUGGCAUUGUGAGGGGAGCUGGCUACAAUGUUGGACAAUCUGUGACCUUUGAGUGUCUUCCUGGAUACCAACUAACUGGUCACCCUGUCCUUACAUGUCAACAUGGCACCAACCGGAACUGGGACCACCCCUUGCCCAGGUGUGAAGUUCCCUGUGGUGGGAACAUCACUGCUUUCAAUGGCACCGUGUACUCCCCUGGAUUUCCCAGUCCCUACUCCAGCUCACAGGACUGUGUCUGGCUCAUCACUGUGCCCUUUGGUCAUGGUAUCUUCCUCAACCUCAGCCUGCUGCAGACAGAGCCUUCUGGAGACUACAUUACUGUGUGGGAUGGUCCACAGAAGACUGCACCACAGCUUGUGGUCUUCACCCGGAGCCUGGUCAAGAAAACAGCACACAGCUCUUCCAACCAGGUCCUGCUCAAGUUUCACCGGGACACAGCCACAGGCGGGAUCUUUGCUAUAGCCUUCUCAGCAUAUCCACUCACCAAAUGCCCUCCUCCCACCAUCCUCCCCAAUGCUGAAGUCGUCACAGAGAAUGAAGAAUUCAACAUAGGUGACAUUGUACGCUACAGGUGCCUGCCUGGUUUUACCUUGGUGGGGAAUGAAAUCCUGACCUGCAAGCUUGGAACUUAUCUGCAGUUUGAAGGCCCUCCUCCAAUAUGUGAAGUGCACUGCCCAACGAAUGAGCUUCUAACCGACUCCACGGGUGUGAUCUUAAGUCAGAGCUAUCCUGGAAGUUAUCCCCAGUUUCAGACCUGCUCCUGGUUGGUUCGAGUGGAGCCUGAUUACAACAUCUCCGUCACAGUGGAGUACUUUCUCAGUGAGAAACAAUAUGAUGAGUUUGAGAUCUUUGAUGGCCCUUCAGGACAGAGCCCACUGCUGAAAGCCCUCAGUGGAAAUUACUCAGCUCCCCUGAUUGUCACUAGCUCCAGCAAUGCUGUGUAUCUGCGCUGGUCCUCUGACCAUGCUUACAACCGGAAGGGCUUUAAGAUUCGAUAUUCAGCUCCCUACUGCAGCCUUCCCAGAGCUCCACUCCACGGCUUCCUUCUGGGUCAGACCAGUACCCAGCCUGGAGGCUCCAUCCACUUUGGCUGCAACGCCGGCUACCGCUUGGUGGGACACAGCAUGGCCAUUUGUACCCGGCAUCCCCAAGGCUACCACCUGUGGAGUGAGGCCAUUCCUCUCUGUCAAGCUCUUUCCUGUGGACUUCCUGAGGCCCCUAAGAAUGGGAUGGUGUUUGGCAAAGAGUAUACAGUGGGGACCAAGGCUGUCUACAGCUGCAAUGAAGGCUACCACCUUCAAGCUGAUGCCGAAGCCACAGCUGAGUGUCUGGAGACAGGACUCUGGAGUAACCACAACAUCCCUCCACAGUGUGUCCCUGUCACCUGUCCAGACAUCAGCAGCAUCAGCGUGGAGCAUGGACGGUGGAGGCUCAUCUUUGAGACACAGUAUCAGUUCCAGGCCCAGCUGAUGCUCAUCUGUGACCCAGGCUACUACUACACUGGCCAAAGAGUCAUUCGCUGUCAGGCCAACGGCAAAUGGAGCCUUGGGGACUCUAUGCCCACCUGUGAAAUAAUCUCCUGUGGUGAGCUCCCCGUCCCACCCAGCGCACAUCGCAUCGGAACUCUGUCUAUCUACGGGGCAACCGCCAUCUUCUCCUGCAACUCUGGGUAUACGCUGGUGGGCUCCCGGGUGCGGGAGUGCAUGGCCAAUGGGCUUUGGAGUGGCUCUGAAGUUCGCUGCCUUGCUGGACACUGUGGCACUCCUGAGCCCAUAGUCAACGGGCACAUCAAUGGGGAGAACUUCAACUACCGGGGCAGCGUGGUCUAUCAGUGCAAUGCAGGCUUCCGCCUCAUCGGCAUGUCCGUGAGAAUCUGCCAGCAGGACCACCACUGGUCGGGCAAGACCCCUUUCUGUGUGCCAAUUACCUGUGGACACCCAGGCAACCCCAUCAAUGGUCUCACUCAGGGUAACCAGUUUAACCUCAACGAUGUGGUCAAGUUUGUUUGCAAUCCUGGGUAUGUGGCUGAGGGAGCCGCAAGAUCUCAGUGCCUGGCCAGUGGGCAGUGGAGUGACGUGCUACCUACCUGCAGAAUCAUCAACUGCACUGAUCCUGGGCACCAAGAAAACAGUGUUCGUCAAGUCCAUGCCAGUGGCCCACACAGAUUCAGCUUUGGCACCACUGUUUCUUACCAAUGCAACCAUGGCUUCUACCUCCUGGGCACCCCCCUCCUCAGUUGCCAGGGUGAUGGCACAUGGGACCGUCCCCAUCCCCAAUGUCUUUUGGUUUCCUGUGGUCAUCCGGGCUCUCCACCCCAUUCCCAGAUGUCAGGGGACAGCUACACCGUGGGAGCGGUUGUGCGUUACAGCUGCACAGGCAGGCGGACUCUGGUGGGAAACGCCACACGCAUGUGUGGCCUGGAUGGACGCUGGACUGGUUCCCUCCCCCACUGCUCAGGUACCAGCGUGGGAGUGUGUGGUGAUCCUGGAAUUCCAGCCCAUGGCAUACGACUUGGGGAUAGCUUUGCUCUGGGCAGUCUGAUGCGCUUUAGCUGUGAAGCUGGUCAUACACUUCGGGGAUCGUCAGAGAGAACCUGCCAAGCCAACGGAUCCUGGACUGGCACACAGCCUGAGUGUGGAGUGAUCUCUUGUGGCAACCCCGGGACUCCAAGCAAUGCCCAAGUCCUGUUCAGCGACGGCCUGGUUUUCUCCAGCUCCAUCGUCUAUGAGUGUCGGGAAGGCUACUACGCCACAGGCCUACUCAGCCGACACUGCUCAGUCAAUGGCACCUGGACAGGCAGUGACCCUGAAUGCAUGGUAAUAAACUGUGGUGACCCUGGGAUCCCAGCCAAUGGCCUCCGGCUGGGCCAUGACUUCCGGUACAACAGAACCGUCACCUACCAGUGUGUCCCCGGCUAUAUGAUGGAGUCACACCGAGUAUCAGUACUCAGCUGCACCAAAGACCGUACAUGGAAUGGGACCAAGCCAGUCUGCAAAGCUAUCAUGUGCAAGCCACCCCAGCCCAUCCCCAAUGGGAAAGUGGUGGGGUCCGACUUCAUGUGGGGCUCCAGUGUGACUUAUGCCUGCCUAGAAGGGUACCAGCUCUCCCUGCCUGCUGUGCUCACCUGUGAGGGAAAUGGCUCCUGGACCGGAGAACUGCCUCAGUGUUUCCCUGUGUUCUGCGGAGACCCAGGGGUCCCACCCCAUGGGAGGAGAGAGGACCGAGGUUUCUCCUACAGGUCAUCUGUCUCCUUUUCUUGCCAACCCCCUUUGGUACUGGUGGGAUCCCCGAGGAGGUUCUGCCAAUCAGAUGGAACCUGGAGUGGCACUCAGCCCAGCUGUAUAGACCCAACGCUGACCACAUGUGCGGACCCCGGCAUGCCACAGUUUGGGAUCCAGAACAAUUCCCAGGGCUACCAGGUUGGGAGCACGGUGCUCUUCCAGUGUCACAAAGGUUACCUGCUUCAGGGCUCCACCACCAGGACCUGCCUUCCCAACCUCACCUGGAGUGGAGCCCCCCCUGACUGUGUCCCUCAUCACUGCAGGCAGCCAGAGACACCAACCCAUGCCAAUGUCGGGGCUCUGGACUUGCCCUCCAUGGGCUACACUCUCAUCUAUUCCUGCCAGGAGGGCUUCUCUCUCAAGGGAGGCUCUGAACACCGCACUUGCAAAGCCGAUGGCAGCUGGACAGGCAAACCUCCCAUCUGCCUGGAGGUCCGGCCCAGUGGGAGACCCAUCAACACAGCCCGGGAACCACCGCUCACUCAAGCCUCGGUUCCCGGGGAUGUUUUUGCCAAGAAUUCCCUAUGGAAAGGAGCCUAUGAGUACCAGGGGAAGAAGCAGCCAGCCAUGCUCAGAGUGACCAGUUUUCAGGUUUCCAACAGCAAAGUCAACGCCACCAUGAUUGACCACAGCGGUGUGGAGGUGCAUUUGGCUGGAAUUUACAAGAAAGAAGAUUUCCAUCUCCUACUCCAGGUGUACCAGAUCACAGGCCCUGUGGAGAUCUUUGUGAAUAAGUUCAAAGAUGAUCACUGGGCUUUGGAUGGACAUGUCUCCUCAGAGUCCUCCGGCGGCACCUUUGUGUAUCAAGGCUCUGUCAGAGGCCAGGGCUUCGGGCAGUUCGGCUUCCAAAGACUUGACCUCCGGUUGCUGGAAUCUGACCCUGAGUCCAUCGGCCGCCACUUUGCUUCCAAUAGCAGCUCCGUGGCAGCUGCCAUCCUGGUGCCUUUCAUCGCCCUCAUCAUUGCUGGCUUUGUGCUCUAUCUUUACAAGCACAGGAGAAGACCCAAGGUUCCAUUUAAUGGCUAUGCGGGCCAUGAGAACACCAGCGUCCGGGCCACAUUUGAGAAUCCAAUGUACGACCGCAACAUCCAGCCCACAGACAUCAUGGCCUCCGAGGCAGAGUUCACCGUCAGCACCGUGUGCACCGCCGUAUAGCCCCCAAGUCUGGCUGCCACCGCCGCCACCGAGGGCCCCACCUCAGGCAGCCGUUCUCCAGGGGACAGGACACCAGCGCUCCUGAGCCCAGUGCCCAGUGCUCAUCUUUGUCUCUCUUCACCUGUGUCUGCUCCCUGGGACUUGGGCCUCUCCUGGCCACCAUCUGCACCUAUUGCCUGGAAAAGAAGCCCCAAUGGGCCCCAACUUUGGGCAGCCAAGGACGGAGGGUUUUUGAAGCAGAAGGAAGCUUAUGGAUUUGAAACCACAGAGCGUUUCAUGGAUGUCCUCAUGUGUGUACAUGAGCCUGGGUACACGCAUGCACACACAUAUGCGCGCACACACACAGACACCUUCUUCACUUGAGACCUGAGGCAGAACCAUAGAAGCUUCCAUAAAGAAGAUGCUUCCAGCCCGGCUUCCAACAAUUCAGAGACGAGGAGAAGAGGCAACAGCUUGAGCUAUAAGCAUUUACUGCCCAUGCGAUGUGAGGGCCCAGAUUGUGAAAAUGAAUGGAACCAUCUGCAAAAGUAUGGCAAGAUUAAUCAGGGACAGAGAAACUAUCUUAAGGAAGUUGGGAAAUCUUUUUUUUUCCCCAAAAAAAGAAUGAUACUAUAUUCAGAACCGAGGAAACUAAAAUUUUAUUUUGGGCCCUGUCAGAAUUGGGAAGGGAUGACAAGUGGUAGGAGUUUAGAGCAGAAUUCUAAGUGUGUAGCCCUGCCAGUCAUCUGGCAUCAGGUUGGGGCUGGAAGGAAGUCUAGUGUCCCUCAGUGUCCACAAAUUCUCGGGUUUUGAAUCUCUCUACUGAAUCUGCCAGUUAAGUAGGCCAUUUCUAGACUUCAGCAACUUCUAAAGACAGGAAUCAUUAUUCCCAUUUUAUUGAUGAGAAAACAGAAUCCCAGAGAAGUGAGGCACCUAGCAGGGAGUCAAGGUGCAAGCCCAGAUCUGCCUCUCUCCAAAGAGUAGGUAGGACCAGAUGCAGCCAGAAGCCCAGCCCCAGCACGGCUCCAUGUGUCAAUAAGAGGGUGAGUCUCACUGCACACCAGUUGCCCAGGCUUCUGGGUCGACCACUCAGAGAACCCGUGUGCCCUCUCCAAAUUGUGUUCACUCCACCCAGGGCAGCACAGGGCAGGAACCCAGUUCCCUGAUCCCCCUGCAGCUCCAUAACAUUCCAUCCUAGGAUCUGAGAGCAUCUGGAUGGAAAGAAGGGAGCAAAUGUUACUCUGCUCCAGCUCGCAGCAAGUGAGUUUGAUUUAUUUUGAGUUUCACUGUGCUUUGAGUGAUGAACUCAAGUACUGUUGGGUUAGAGCCCCCCUCUGUGCCUGUGGAAACACUGGCCUCAGAGUUCUUGUCACCCCGAUGAAGAUAAAGAUUGGCCAGAGUUAAGUGGAGGGUCUGUGUCCAGCAACUGCA
Suncus etruscus (white-toothed pygmy shrew) is the source of this 12240-nucleotide messenger RNA. It is a transcript of the gene CSMD2, whose product is annotated as CUB and Sushi multiple domains 2. Lineage: Eukaryota; Metazoa; Chordata; Mammalia; Eulipotyphla; Soricidae. The transcript is spliced from 71 exons. Bases 1 to 10830 code for a protein of 3609 amino acids. The record is from RefSeq and is a predicted model, not a curated record.